AUGACCAGCGCCCGACCGCGAUCUUCCUCAGCUCGAUCUAAUACCGCCGUCGCAUCGCCCCGUCGCAACCCUUCGAAUUCCAACGCGGAUUUGACUGUCCCAGAUGCUCAUGGUCGUUUUCUGAACGACCACCUGGCCUACAACACCAGCAGCUCCCCUAGCCGCUCGAUUCCUUCGUAUGGGGCAGGCUCCCCCUAUCCAACAAUCGCCGCCUCUAGUCCCUCUCCAUCGCGGCCACGGGCACGAUCAGCUGCAACAGAUCCCGUCCCCUCACCGUUGCUCACUCCAAACCCAGCUUAUCGGCCCUCAGCACUCUCAGGUCCCGCCAUCCCAAUGUAUCAGCCCGGGCAGAGACACCCUUCCGUGGCGGAUCCUGCCAGGCAAUAUGUAGUUCCACCGCCGCCGCCGAUGUCUCCCCCUUCCCAGCAGCAUAUGAUGUCUAUCCCUCCUCCACCGCCCCGUCCCUUGACCGGCCAAUCUCACCAACAUCCAGGCGUCAUGAUACCACCGCCGCCAGGCCCUCCGCCAGGAAUCUUACAGUCUAACUGGCAGGGAAGCUGGGGACGAUCAUAUGAUGCACGAGGGUUUCCCCUACCGCCGUUGAAUCCGCCGGCGAAUAGCCAGCACCAAGCAUACAAUCCGAGCCAACCUUAUCUCAACCAACACCCCCCACCAUUGUCAAUACCUCCGCCGCCAGCUUCGGAGCAUCAGAUGUCGGCAACAUAUAUACCACAUGGUGAUUCCUUCGGGCCUGGAGUUGGAAUUCCAGGUUUUGGUAGGACACCAGAACCCAGUUUUAACAGAGGGGAUAGCGCUGAGUUUUCCGCCAUCUCGGACAGCUCCAGGACUUCGAAAUCCACUAUGGAUACGACCUUAACUACGCCUAUGGAUGAGGGGACAAGCUGGUAUAACGAUCGGGACCGGCCAUACCCGGCACAAACGCCAGUAAACCGCUAUCCCAACAUUCACUUACCCGAGUACAAUUCUUCAAGCACGCCGGCUGCCACCGCUCUCAACAACCCUCAGAUGUCUAAUCGUGGGCUCAAUGUGAAUGCAAAUGUGGGCAUCAACCACCAGCAUACAACCAGCAGUAAUUCUAAUACCCCCAUCUCCCCCCACGAAGGCGGCUCACAAUGGCCCAUGGACCGUGUUCUUCUGUGGCUUGCCAACAAUCAAUUCUCCAACGACUGGCAGGAGACUUUCAAGGCGCUCAAUAUCUACGGCUCUGUAUUUCUUGAAUUGGGCAGUGGCCAUGGCGGAAGAGGAAACUUCGGGAUGAUGCACCAGCAAGUUUACCCUCGAUUGGCAAAAGAAUGCUCCAAUAGUGGGACGGGCUGGGACCAGGCGAGAGAGCGUGAGGAGGGCAAGCGAAUGCGCCGCCUAAUCAGAGGCAUUGUCACGGGCAGAACUCCUGACCUACCUAAACCUUCACACGUUCGGCGGGAAUCCUCAGUGGCAACUAUUCCAAGUGCUGGCACAGACGGGACAGCGGAGUCCUCACCCAAUUUCGGGAGAGAAAUUCAUGUUUCUACCCCAAGCACAGCAAAUGGCGAUGACGAUAGCCCGGGGAAACAAAUGUUAAAGAACGUUAUGCCAGGCGCGACAACACGGAAAGCAUCCGUUCGAAGUACCACCAUGCCCGUUUUGAGCAAUAAUAUUAAUACAUCCGAGAGUCGGGGUUCUCAUCGAACUGCUCUGCGGGGUAUUGAUGGUGAUGGAAGUCGCCGGCAUAGUCCUAGUGCCAGCAGUGACAUUGGGGAAGGACCUUACAGGGGAGCAGCGCUCCGAGUUGGAGGGAGCCCAAAGAGUGGAAGCCCUGGAAGUACAUUCGCGACCUUACAUUCCGCUAAUAAUGGGAAUUUAUCCGCCUCACCUCGCAGUGCUAAGUUCGGACAUCGCACUAGUAAUAGUACGGAUUCAAUCUCAUCCAGUGCUGCCAUCUAUGGCUCCGGUGUGCCUCCCGGCGCAAGUCAGGCUUUGCGCGGGGGCAUGGGAGCAGUUGGGGAACUGAAUCUUGUCCGCAAUCAAGACAGCCACCGCCAUGGUAUAGACGGUGCCCGUCCUUCUCCAUUGGAGCACAGUGCUACGGAUCCGCCGAGCUUGGUCAAAGAGCCUAAAGGAAUCUUCAAACACUUCAGAAAGAAGAAGAGAGAAGAAGGAGCACCCUCUCCCGAGGAACCGGGUCUGGAAUCUCCCACAAGUCCCUAUGCAAGCUUUAAAGCGCCCGGGUUCCUAGGGAAUGGCAAAAUUAGCAAUUCUAGCGAAACAUCCCUUGACCGACCCUCUUCCACCUUUUCCGCAACGGAUUACGAUCGAUUUGCUCAUUCUGGUGGUUACAGAGGGAGACGAAAUGGUCCUGGCAGAACAUUCAUUCUUGCGACGCUAGAUGGUUGGAACUACCGCAUGUGUGAUAUAACGGAUAUCGACUCCCCAGCUGAACUUCGCCGCUCGAUUUGUGCGAAUAUGGGCAUACAGAAUGUUGACCUUGUGCAAAUAUUUGCAACUGACCUUGGUCGAGUUGAGCAUGAUGAAGCCUUAGAUGAUCAAAAAUUGCUUUUGCAGAAGAGAACGAAGGCUGAUCAGUCGGGGAGCUUGAAGUUUUAUCUUCGUGCGCCAGCAAAUGCUGUUUCCUCGCUAUCUCCCGGGUUCGGUGCUAACUUUGGUAACAAAAUGGCAAUGUCACCUGGCUUGCCCACUACUGCCCCAAUGGAUGAAGAGUCUUAUGCCAGACUCAAUGGAAUGAGAAUGCGCUCAAGCUCCUCGCCUCCAACCUCGCGGCAGAAUACUGUGAAAACCGGUUCCCCUGUCGCAGGGCGAGAGGCUCCCGAAAUGGAACAAUCCGAUGCGCUCCGAGAGCGUUUGAAACAGUUCAAAUCCACACAGGAAAGCGGAGAAAGCCCUCUUCCAGAAUCAGAAAGACAAGCCUUUAUGGAAUUGGCCGCCAGUGAGCACAGGGCUGAGAUGGAACGGAAGCAAAAGGCGUACUUGGAAAAGAAAAAAGCCAGCAAGGAGACGCCACCCUCUGCCGAUGGGUCAUUCGGCAUUGUCGGCCGCAAUGUUGAUUUUGACCAGCCGCGACUUUCUCCUUUUGAGGACAAGAAACCUGAAAGCCUUUACCCUCAGCGAAGACCUCCGCCGCCGCCCGCCGAGUCCGCUACGUUAAUCAAGGCCAAUUCCUUGAGCAAGAAAACGGGCCAGCAAUCCAGGUUGUCUCUUAAUAGCGUCGACAGCGACGGAAAACGCAUAUCUGGCGGUGACGCUGCAGCAUGGAUUCCACAAGACAUCUCUGAACAACCUAGGCGCAAAAUCCCCAGUUUACCACAGGCUAGUGGCGGUGUUGCUGCGGCACUUAUCGGCAUUGGAAGGGGUUUAGGUGGAGUUGGACAUCCCAGUUCAAGGAAUCCCUCAAUCACGUCCACAAGCAAGAAAUCACCGUCUGAUAAUAGUGAUCAACCUGAAAGAGGUAGAAGUGCCAUGUCUACUGUGGAUUUCGGUCCCUCGGGCUCUGGUAGAAGUAGUCCUAGAUCGGCAAGUGGCACCCCUGGCAGCACGACAUGGGGUAAAGGGGACACAUCAUUUAUCGUCCCAGACUAUGGGGAGGACGGUGGCGACAGUGCAGGGCGAGAUCGAUCUUUGUCCUUGAGCUUUCCUGAGGGUUCCUCGGUGGCUAAGCUUCGAGAGGAAGGAAACAAAAGAGUGCCUUCUCCAUCCGAGCUUAGCCCGAGCAGCUCUCAUGCCGCUGCCGGGAUGAUGGUUCCAGGCAAUCGGAAGUCCUAUGGCCCCAAUCUUGAUUUCACCGAAUCCAAUAUCGUGUUCGAGAAGUCACCUGCUCCCGCUGACCAUGCCGAUUCAGAUGACGAUUCAGAUCACGGCCUUUUUGCCGUACCAAUAGCAUCUCGCAAACCUACUAGGCAGCCCAGCGUGAGGAGAGAUCCAUCAUCCGAUAGAGCUGCUGGUAAUAUGGACAGUACCGGACAAAGGCCUAACUUGACAAUUCGUACAUCAAGAUCAAAGAAGGGCUUAUCGGUUUCCUUUUCCUCCCCCCGCCUGAACAGUGUAGCAGCUGCCACUGCCUCGAGAACCCCAGAUUUUGACGAUGAUGAUACUCGCAAUGCUGGCAAAAGACCCCAGCGUCGGACUCCUGGCUCCGCUUCCGAAGGUGGAUGGUCUGCAGAAUCCUCGGAAGGCAUGAGUGCUAAGCUCUUGCGGCGUGAAUCCUUUGCAAGAGAGGAUGUGUGGGCGAGCAGGCCACCAGCCGAAGCGCUUAUUAACCAUCUAGACGAUUUCUUUCCAAAUCUAGAUCUAGAUCAGCCAGUCUUAGAGGAGGGUGCGAACGGCUCCCCACCAGUAUCCCCCAUUGCUGAACAGGCAACCUUGGAGCAACUAGCUGCUGCACAAGCUGGCAUGACUAUCGGCGAAACAUCCGGAAUGAACACGCUCCGGACUAGCUCCUCUUAUAAUGAUAGCGACACUCUAGGCUCAGAUGAAUCGACAUUGAAGGCAUUAGAGCGGCCUGGUUCGAUGCAAAGCAUUGCUCAAAGAAAUGUUCGUCGGUCGGGUGGGUUGGGUCGCAUGAAAUCCAUUCGUGAGGUGGCGCGAGGAGCUCACGAGGCGAACAAGCGUUUCACUGCCCCAGUACAACAGGGUGGGAUGUCGAGUACCAUUCUUCGCCGGAAGAGUACAAAGAUGUUCGGCGCCAAUAUUGUGCAAAUCAAGCCUCAGCGAGGUAGCAUGAUUCUUCCACAAAUUCCUCAGGACACUAUACCCAAGCGGCAAGCAACCUUCCGAUGGUUCAAGGGUCAAUUGAUCGGUAAGGGUACAUAUGGACGUGUCUACUUGGGUAUGAACGCGACGACGGGAGAAUUUUUGGCGGUGAAACAAGUGGAGGUCAGCGCCAAAGCUGCCGGAAACGACAAGGAAAAAAUGCGGGAAAUGGUUGCAGCCCUAGAUCAGGAGAUUGAUACCAUGCAGCAUCUAGAUCACGUCAAUAUCGUCCAGUAUCUAGGCUGCGAACGCAAAGAAAUGUCUAUCAGUAUCUUCUUGGAGUACAUUUCCGGCGGUAGUGUUGGGAGCUGUUUACGGAAGCAUGGGAAAUUCGAAGAGACUGUGGUGAGCUCUCUGACCCGGCAGACGUUGUCAGGAUUGGCGUAUCUUCACCGAGAAGGUAUCCUUCAUCGCGAUCUAAAGGCCGAUAAUAUAUUGCUGGAUCUUGAUGGAACCUGCAAAAUCUCCGAUUUUGGCAUAUCUAAGAAGACUGACAAUAUCUAUGGCAAUGAUGCCACGAAUUCUAUGCAAGGGUCGGUCUUUUGGAUGGCCCCGGAAGUUGUGCGAUCUCAAGGUCAAGGCUAUUCUGCAAAGGUGGACAUUUGGUCCCUUGGGUGUGUCGUCUUAGAGAUGUUUGCAGGCCGCAGACCGUGGAGCAAGGAAGAGACUGUUGGAGCGAUCUACAAGCUAGGCAGCCUGAAUGAGGCACCGCCCAUUCCCGACGAUGUUGCACUUAGCAUCAGUCCAGUGGCAGUGGCCUUCAUGGCUGAUUGUUUUACGAUUGUCCCCUCGGAACGUCCCACCGCCGAUACUCUUCUGUCACGACAUCCAUUCUGCGAGCUUGACCCAAACUAUAAUUUCCUCGAUACUGAUCUGUAUGCUAAGAUUCGCGGCGCAUACUAG
This is a messenger RNA of Venustampulla echinocandica, 5667 nucleotides long. RefSeq lists its product as uncharacterized. Lineage: Eukaryota; Fungi; Ascomycota; Leotiomycetes; Helotiales; Pleuroascaceae. The record is from RefSeq and is a predicted model, not a curated record. Gene Ontology annotation, biological process: protein phosphorylation. The transcript is spliced from 3 exons. Gene Ontology annotation, molecular function: ATP binding; protein kinase activity. Bases 1 to 5667 code for a protein of 1888 amino acids.